This is a messenger RNA of Balaenoptera acutorostrata (minke whale), 3904 nucleotides long. It is a transcript of the gene LIN7C, whose product is annotated as lin-7 homolog C, crumbs cell polarity complex component. The record is from RefSeq and is a predicted model, not a curated record. Gene Ontology annotation, cellular component: cell-cell junction; synapse; basolateral plasma membrane. NCBI's taxonomy places the organism in Eukaryota, Metazoa, Chordata, Mammalia, Artiodactyla, Balaenopteridae. Gene Ontology annotation, biological process: protein localization to basolateral plasma membrane; neurotransmitter secretion; maintenance of epithelial cell apical/basal polarity. The coding region runs from base 31 to 624 and encodes 197 amino acids. Gene Ontology annotation, molecular function: L27 domain binding. The transcript is spliced from 5 exons.
UUCCUGUGGGUCUGCAAGCAAAGGGAGAAGAUGGCGGCGCUGGGGGAGCCUGUGCGACUGGAGAGGGAUAUUUGUAGAGCAAUUGAAUUGUUGGAAAAACUGCAAAGGAGUGGAGAGGUACCACCGCAGAAACUGCAAGCUUUACAAAGAGUCCUUCAAAGUGAAUUCUGCAAUGCUGUAAGAGAGGUAUAUGAACAUGUCUACGAGACUGUGGACAUCAGUAGCAGUCCUGAAGUGAGAGCUAAUGCGACUGCAAAGGCUACUGUUGCUGCAUUUGCUGCCAGCGAAGGACAUUCUCAUCCUCGAGUUGUUGAGCUACCAAAAACAGAAGAAGGCCUUGGAUUCAAUAUUAUGGGAGGCAAAGAGCAAAACUCUCCAAUCUAUAUAUCUCGAAUAAUUCCAGGUGGAAUUGCUGAUAGACAUGGGGGCCUCAAGCGAGGAGAUCAACUCCUUUCUGUUAAUGGAGUGAGCGUUGAAGGAGAACAUCAUGAAAAAGCUGUAGAACUGCUGAAAGCAGCUCAAGGAAAGGUUAAAUUAGUAGUACGGUACACACCCAAGGUCUUGGAAGAAAUGGAGUCACGCUUUGAAAAAAUGAGAUCAGCAAAACGCAGGCAACAGACCUAAAACUUUACAUUCCAUUUUGCUUUUAGGUAGAGAAGUUUUACUUGUGACCUACUGAUGGCCGCAAUGCCAAUGAUUGUAAAAAAAAAAAAAAAAAACUUCCCGUGAAAUCCUCCUUGCCAUUUUAUAAAUGCCUAUUUUAACAUCAUUUACGGUUCCAGAGAUGCAUACACUUUUUUCUGACAAGAAAAAGUAAAAAGGUGAUGAGGGCAAUUCUGUCCUGCUGUUUUUACAGGCCUUUUUCAACAAAUGCAGAUUUUGUCAUAAAGUUGUUAUAGAUUUUUAAAAAUGCUUUUUUAAUAUUAAAAUGUACUUUUACAUUCUUAACCUUUUUUUAGGGAAAAAAAGUUUUCUUUAUUUGGCUGCUUAUUUAAAAAUAACAGUUCUCCAUUCUUUUCUUUGCUUUUUUUUUCCACCUGUAACAUUUCUUUAUGGUUUUCCAAGAAAUUAAACAUAACAGUCUCAGCUACAGCAGUUUAUUACACUGUCAAUGUUAACAUCACUGCUGCAUUUUGUAUUUGGAACACACACAUAAUAUAUAUUAUCAAUGGUAAAUUAUAACUCAGCACAGUGGAAGUUUUUUACUUUUAUUUAAACAUAAUAUAUAAUGAAUAUUCAUUUAUACUGAUUUAUAAAAGUUUUUAAACACUGAUACAAUCAUUGCUAAAAUAUGUAUUCUUUCAUAAUAUUUGAGCAGUGAGGCAAGAGAAUGUAAUUUGAUUGUUAGCAUUACUGAUUACACCUUUCUAUUUAUAGUCAACAGUAUAUCAUAAAUUACAAAUGCAAAAAGAGGUUUAGGUUUCAUCUUUUGCAAAUUUUUUAAUGCUAUUCAUUUUUAUUUAAAUAUAUUUCUUAUAUUUUCAUCCUUCCAUUUGGAGAGAUGAGCCAGUUAGUUUGUGGUGGGAAAUAGCAAAGAAGAAAAAGUAAUACCUUUAACCUCACUAGGCUCAAGAGUUACACACUCCUAAGUAGCUCAAUUUAAAGACUUGAUAUUAAAUAGGAAAAAGAUAGAAGGAUAUAUUUAAGAUAUAUAGAAAUCAUGAGGUGAUACAUUCAUAAGAAUCUGCAGACGCUUUGUCAAAAUGAGUAAGAACUCAUUCACUAUUUAGUUGGAUUUAGAGAUGUGAUCUUUAUGAUUCAGCUAUAAUGAUGGGAAUUCUGAGAUACUUUGAUUUGUCCACUGGAUGUCACUGUUUUACUGAAAGGCAGCUAUUAGUGGAUGACUGUGACUGAGGUCUUUUUAAAGGCAGAAAUUAAAGAGAUAAGGUUCAUUUUCAGACACAACUUACAGGAACAUUUGUCAGGCUUUUAAAAAUUUUAAGUGACAGGUGCUAGAAAGAAAAUAAUGGAUUGAAAUACAUAGGGAAUUUAGAAUAAUUAUCAACCCUGUGUAAAGAGUGGGCAUUUUGUGACAUUCCUUCAGGAAGAAUAGAAAUGUGUAUGUUUUUCUGCAUGUUUGUGAGCACUGUGAGUCUUAAAAGAUUAUUCCAGUUUCUGAUGAUUUUGAGAAUAAAAGUCAGCAUUGUUAUUUAUCUUUUAGGUAUUGAACACUGGAUUGCAUGGUUGAAUGUGUCUUUAGUCCACUACAAAAUGUGCUUGUUAUUGAUAGGAUCAUGUUAUUAAAUUGUAUAUUUCCAAAAUUAAUUGAUGUUUUAAAAAUGUUGAGACCAAAGUAGUGUAGAAGAGUUACGGACUUAAUUUAAUUGUAAAAUUAUUAGAGGUAUUUGCUGUAGAGCUUUAUAUGUUAAAGAGAGGUAUCGGUGCAUAUAAAAACAGUAAUAUUAUUGUUAUGCUUGUAUUCUUGCAUUACAGGGUAACUAAACCCUGAAGAAAUCUUAGUAUUACUACAGCUGCAGUAGCUUUUAAGGGUGUGUCAACAUUUCAUUAUAAAUUAUAGCUUCCUGGUUCAGUAUCUCAGCUGUUCCAGAACUUUCAGCCAAGUUAAACCUUUUUUGGUGUUGAAACUUAGUAAGUUGAGUAAGCUAUUUUUUGUUUCUUCUGCAGUAAUCCACAAUCUGUUCUUUGUGUGGGUUGGCACUUAUUUGUAAUUCUUAAAAUAUGGAUAGCUUAAAAGAGCCAAAUACAGUAGUUUUGCUUGCUCCCAUUGAGCAUGAGUAGCAGUAGUUUAUUUUCUUUAAUGCAGUUUUCAUAGUGUAUCCCAGAAUUUUAAAUCCUGACCAUAGAAAAAUGCAGUCAUUCAGUGGCAAAGAUGUACGGUAGUGGUCUAGUAUAGUGAGGAAAUGAAGGGAAUUUUCAUCUUAUAAAUGUAUGAUUCAUGAACAUAGCUAGGUACAUAGUAUAUAGUAGGUGUUUGAUUUGUAAAUUAUAAAUAUAAAUUAUCUUCCCUUCCCAAUUUCCAUUUAUUUUCUUGGUAUUUCAAAAUGAGUUGACUCAGUGAUUCUCAGCCUUAGCUGCAUAUUAGAACAUCCUGCAGGCCUUUAAAAAAUAAUGACACUUGAGUCCCAUCUGAUACCAACUCCAUCAGAAUCUCUGAGGUGGGGCCAGAUGCUUAGUUUUUCAGAGCUUUCCAGCUGGUUCUAAAGGACACCGAGGGUUGAGAACCACUUGUUUUCCCCUUUAUAAAAUGCUCUAAGUACACUUGGAAGUAUCAGAAUAAUUCAGUUUACAGCUACUACUAAAUAGCUGCAAAUGUAAUGAUUGGUUAUAUUUCUUAGUAAUUUCUUUAGGAAAUAAAGGUACUUGGCAUUCCUUAUUUGGGUGGUAACUACAGCCUCCCUUUUUCUUUCUUUUUUAAAAUCUAUCAGUAGUUUAAAUGUAAACUUUUAAUGUCUGUCAUCUUUCUGCCCCCUUUGCCUUUAAAACUUUCAAAACUAAAUGUUUAUUAUUUGAGAAGCAUGUUUAAAAUUUGCAGAUGAGAAAUAUUUUCAUUGAUAAUUAUGUGCUGUCUUCAUAUGGCCGCUUUAUCCAUUAGUAUAACACUAGGUUAUAGUGGCCUAGUUCUUUGGGGUUUGAUAAUUCAGAUGUGUUUUUUAAAAAAAACAAAACAAAACAUUGUCUUCCUCUUCUAAAUUUUUGAAAGUUACUUUGCUCAAGUACUUAAAUAGUUUGGCUCAAUACUUUGUUUACAAUACAAAUGGAUAUUAUAGCAUUUAAUAGAAGAAAUGGCUAUGGAUUAUCUGAAAAGAAUGUCAGCAUGACUUGGUGUAGACUUAAAAGAAUAUGUGUUGUGAGUAUUUUAUUAUGUGGAACGAUCAUUGAAAUAUUAAGGACUCUAGUAAUUGUAUUUCCUGAAUAAAUAUAUGUUUAUGAAUUUUCUAACUUA